AUGAACAGUCAUGACGCUAGAUACCGCCGCACCGCGUCCUUUCUGGUGCUCCUAGCUACUAGCUCCUUGUGCACCGAGAACGUGACUGCCUUUGGCAUUGUUGCUCCAAACGGCAAGUCUGCCACCACCAAGUCCAAGUCGGCUCUGGAAAUCUCGACUGCCAUUCCCCAUCCUCUGGCACAACCAGUCGAUGGACUGUCUUUGGCGGAUCGAUUGUUCCGAGGAGACUUGGCCGUCCUUCCCGACAGCAGCCAGGAGGAAGCUUCUCGUCAACAACAACCCAAGAAGAAGAAGAAGAUUCGUGCCGUGGCGCCCCUUGUUCUGGACGAAGAGGAAGUCUUGCGGCGCAAACUGGAAUGGGCGGGACGUUACACCAGCGUGGAAGCAUUGCGCGAAACCUUUGGCGGCAAUCAGAACAAGCUUUGGGGAGAUCUUCAGGCGUCCACGGCCCGACGCCUCUACAAGACACUACUACCGAGUGCGUUACUGGAGCUUUCUCAAUUGGGCGUUGGUCAGUUGCAACCACAAGACCUAGCUCCACUGGCGUACCAAGCUCGUGUGGCGGCCAAGUUGUAUGCCCGUGAACGAUGCACGGUUCCCGCCAGACUUGCGGCCACGCUCUUUGAUGGGUUCCGACAAUGGCUCAAGUACGGCAAGUUCCAAGCACAUGGCAUGACAUAUGAUCAGGUGUGGCAGAAGUAUGCGGAAAAGAUUUGCCACGAGACGGAACAACACCCCAAAGAUGCCGAACAAGAUGUCUGUCUAAAGAUUCUAGAGCGGUCCUGUGUGUCCAAUUCAGGGGUCGAUGCGCUGGUUCUCAAGAAAGACGACGAUAACAAUGAAGCGGACACGGACGACGACGACGAACAGCGACAACAACGCCUCCUCGAACGCAUUCAUGCACAAUUGGAACAAGACAUGUACCAACUAUUGCUGCCGCACAAUGUAGUGGUGCCUUCCAACAACAAGAAUACGACUAGCCCCAAGAAGCAUCCCUGGUCCCGACGCAACCAUGUCUUGAUGGUCCGCUUGUUGGCACGGCAGCGUCGCUUGGAGGCAAGACGACAACAACAAGAAGCAAAGAACCACACGAACGUUUUGCAACCCUAA
This is a messenger RNA of Seminavis robusta, 1110 nucleotides long. The record is from the annotation of a GenBank genome assembly. NCBI's taxonomy places the organism in Eukaryota, Bacillariophyta, Bacillariophyceae, Naviculales, Naviculaceae.